AUGCCCUAUGUAUAUAAGCCAUCGAUCUUGAAAAGCUUGGGCAUCCAGACGUGGGAACAAGUCCGGAUGAUGGGUGAAGGGGGACUCCGCGAAGAAAAGAGUCGCCGUCAAAAGUUGGAGGAGGAACUCAAAGCUAGACAGAAAAGGCCCGAUGAACGGCACGUCUCAUCUGAAACACCUUUCAAGGAACCAGGAGGGAAGUGCGAUGGCCCCACGCAGGGAGACAAUCAAGGUGAUGUCUCUGAAGGUGAUGUCUUUGAAGGUGGUUCCUCCAUCAAGGACGACGAUAUCUUCUCCAAGAACGACGAUGCCCUCUCGAAUUUGAGGACAGAAUCUGAGAAUCAGCAAAAGGAGAUUAGAGAGCAACGCGAGAAAGUUGAUGAGUUGCAGUCUAAAGUCAAACAUCUCGAGAAAGAAGACGACAAGAAACAAAACGGCCUGAAAAGACUUGAGGGUGACUACCACCGCCUUAAAGAACAGUCAAAGGGGCAAGCCAAGGAGAUGGAACAACUUCGAUCUACGGGCCUCAAUAAGACACAUCUGGAAGAGAUAGAAAAGCUCAAUUCUUUGUUGACGUCCUCCAUGGAAGAGAUCAAGAGCUUGAAAUCUUCCUCCCUCCAUCAAUCACCAGCUGGUGUGAGUCCAGUCGCCACGACAAGUGGUGAGGCUCUUGAAUCCGUUGAGGAUGUCUCUAGCAAUGGGUCUAAGCCAUCUACCACUCGAACCAGCCACAUCAAGACGGAAACACCUACUGCUGAGCCUCUGAGUAUCCCAUGUGGUCUAUACGGGACUACCAAUUCUGGGUCGAGCAGUCCUCUCGAUGGGCGACAAGCAUCGCUUAAACGCAAGGCCUCCGUUCAAGCAUCCCCAAUUCCCACACCAACACGAAGUUUUACCGUUGGUGGUGCACUCAGGUCCUACACGCCCAGGACGCCCUCCAAUCUUUCAUCCUCAUUCAAGGACCGUACCUACGGCCAAACUGAUCCAAGACGGAAAGAGCACAAAGGCAGGCAGCCGGUGAUCAAGAAGGAAACGCCGGAGAAGUACCAGAAAUAA
This is a messenger RNA of Fusarium fujikuroi IMI 58289, 1056 nucleotides long. RefSeq lists its product as uncharacterized. The record is from RefSeq and is a predicted model, not a curated record. The transcript is spliced from 4 exons. NCBI's taxonomy places the organism in Eukaryota, Fungi, Ascomycota, Sordariomycetes, Hypocreales, Nectriaceae. Bases 1 to 1056 code for a protein of 351 amino acids.